Molecule: messenger RNA, 4259 nt
Organism: Phyllostomus hastatus (greater spear-nosed bat)
Lineage: Eukaryota; Metazoa; Chordata; Mammalia; Chiroptera; Phyllostomidae
Gene: TUBGCP5
Product: tubulin gamma complex associated protein 5
Exons: 23
Coding region: 20-3064 (1014 amino acids)
Biological process (GO): spindle assembly; mitotic cell cycle; cytoplasmic microtubule organization
Cellular component (GO): gamma-tubulin complex; equatorial microtubule organizing center; spindle pole
Molecular function (GO): microtubule minus-end binding; gamma-tubulin binding
Source: RefSeq, a predicted model, not a curated record
UCCCGGGAGGCGGAGAAAGAUGGCGCGGCCCGGCCCGUCCUGGAGCCGGCUGGACCGGCAGCAGGAGCGCGAUGUGCGCGAGCUCGUGCGCCAUGUGGCAGGCCUCCGGGAUGAGGCGGACCCCAACUUCCAGCUGUGCCUGAACUUCGCCUGGUCCAACUUCAGAUUCCAUCGUUUCUUGGAUGUGAACAGUCACAAAGUAGAAAAGACCAUAGAAGGAAUUUAUGAAAAAUUCAUCAUUCAUUCCGAUCUCGGUAAAGCUGCUAGUUGGAAGAGAUUAACUGAGGAAUUUCUCAAUGCAUCACUUCCGAGCACAAAGGAGACAAAGACAGAUGCGCAUUACUCCAUACUGUCCCUUCUCCUCUGCCUGUCUGACUCUCCUUCCAACUGUGGUUAUGUGGAGACACCGAGAGAAAAAGAAGUGGAAAAGAAAGACGACUUUGACUGGGGCAAGUACUUGCUGGAAGGCGAAGAAGUUGGCCUGAGUCCAGAUGCGGACACACCGAACUGGUCUGAAGAAAGUGAGGACGAGGACGAUCAGCAGCCCUUGAGCAGAGAGGACUCUGGGAUUCAGGUGGACCGCACACCUUUGGAAGAACAGGACCACCACAGAAAACCGGGGCCACGUGUUGGCUGGAAAGCGGAGGAGCCAGAUGCCCGCAGCUGGCUGGAGCAGCACGUGGUCCGGCAGUACUGGACAGCGCGCACCUCGAAGUUCCCUCACAGCCUGCAUUUGCAUUCCAAUUUGGCUGCUGUCUGGGACCAACACUUGUACAGCAGCGACCCGUUGUACGUUCCCGAUGACAGAGUGUUUGUGACUGAGACACAGGUUAUCCGGGAAACACUAUGGUUACUCUCAGGAGUCAAGAAGCUCUUUAUCUUUCAGUUGAUAGAUGGGAAGGUAACCGUGAGGAACGACAUUACCGUCACCCAUUUGACCCAUAGCUGUCUGCGGUCGGUGCUGGAGCAGAUGGCGGCCUACGGGCAGGUGGUGUUCCGGCUCCAGGAGUUCAUCGACGAGGUCAUGGGCCACGGCCCUGAGAGCUUGCUGCCGGGGAACGGGAACGGCCACAAGAAGCUCACGGAGGCCCCCUUCCGAACCUACCAGGCGUUCAUGUGGGCCCUGUACAAAUACUUCAUCACUUUCAAAGAAGAACUUACAGAAAUUGAGAAGUGUAUCAUCAAUAACGACACCACAGUAACUCUUGCCAUUGUGGUGGACAAGCUGUCGCCCCGCCUGGGGCAGCUGAAGGUUCUGCACAGAAUCUUUAGCACCGGGAUAGCCGAGGUCCCGCCAGACACGCGGAACGUCGUUCGGGCGUCUCACCUGCUUAACACCCUGUACAAGGCCAUCCUGGAGUAUGACAACGUGGGGGAGGCCUCUGAGCAAACGGUGUCCCUGCUCUUCUCCCUCUGGGUGGAGACCGUGCGGCCCUACCUGCAGAUCGUGGACGAGUGGAUCGCGCACGGCCACCUGGGCGACUGCGCACGGGAGUUCAUCAUCCAGAGAAACAAAAAUGUUCCAGUCAAUCACAGAGACUUCUGGUACGCAACCUACACGCUCUACAGUGUGUCGGAAAAGACAGAGAACGAAGAGAAGAUGAGCGACAACGCCAGCGCGAGCUCCGGCAGCGAGCAGGGGCCCUCCAGCCGCCAGCCCACCAUGGUGUCCUUCCUCAGGCCCGUGCUGAAGCACAUCAUCAUGGCCGGCAAGUCCAUGCAGCUGCUGAAGCACCUGCAGGCCGGGGACGGCACCGCGGGCCAGGCCACGGCCAGAGAUGCAGAAAGAAAAAGCCUCUAUACUCUCUUUCUGGAGUCAGUACAGUCACGCCUUCGACACGGAGAAGAUGCCCCCGCACAGCCCCGCACGGAGCAGUUGGCAACCAAAGAGAACCUCAUUAAGAUGCAGUGCAUUGCCGAGAGGCACCCUGAACUGGACGAUGUUCACGACCCGCUGCUGGCCGUGAACUUUGCCAGGUUGUAUUUGGAACAGAGUGACUUUCACGAGAAGUUUGCUGGUGGGGACAUCUGUGUGGAUAGGUCCUCGGAGUCUGUGACGUGCCAGACGUUCGAAUUAACACUGAGAUCUUGCCUGUACCCCCACAUCGACAAGCAGUAUCUCGAGUGCUGUGGGAACCUCAUGCGGACGCUGAAGAAAGAUUACAGGUUGGUGGAGUACUUGCAGGCCAUGAGGAAUUUCUUCUUGAUGGAAGGUGGAGAUACCAUGUAUGACUUCUACACAUCGAUUUUUGAUAAAAUAAGAGAAAAGGAAACCUGGCAAAAUGUGUCUUUUCUUAACGUCCAGCUCCAGGAGGCAGUAGGACAGCGUUACCCCGAAGACAGUUCACGUCUCUCUAUAUCUUUCGAAAACGUGGACACAGCUAAGAAGAAACUCCCCGUUCAUAUCCUAGAUGGUCUGACCCUGAGCUACAAGGUCCCAUGGCCUGUGGACAUUGUUAUAAGCUCGGAAUGUCAAAAAAUUUACAACCAGGUGUUCCUUCUCUUACUGCAGAUUAAGUGGGCAAAGUAUAGUCUGGACGUGUUGCUAUUUGGUGAGACAGCUGAGAAACCGCACCUGCAGGAAGGACUCCAGUGCGGGCCGCAGAGGAAACCAGUGCGGCAGCAGAUCCACCGCAUGCUCCUCUUGCGCGUGAAGCUCAUGCACUUCGUGAACAGCCUGCACAACUACAUCAUGACCAGGAUCCUUCACAGUACAGGGCUGGAAUUUCAACAUCAAAUCGAGGAAGCCAAGGACUUAGAUCAAUUGAUUAAAAUCCACUACAGAUACCUGUCAACCAUCCACGAUCGAUGUCUGCUGAGAGAAAAGGUCAGCUUCGUGAAGGAGGCCAUCAUGAAAGUGUUGAACUUGGCGCUCAUGUUUGCGGACGGUUGGCAGGCAGGGCUGGGGGCCUGGCAGAUGGAAUCUAUAGAGAAAAUGGAGUCCGAUUUUAAAAACUGCCACAUGUUUCUGGUCACCAUUUUAAACAAAGCCGUCUGUAGAGGGUCCUUUCCACAUCUGGAGUCCCUAGCCCUGUCCCUCAUGGCCGGCAUGGAGCAGACGUAGGUGUCCCCGCGUGAUGAGCACCUCACACUUCCCCUCCAUGCGUGUGUGUCUGCACCACGUGCUGCCGAGAAGCAGGAACCGUUUCAGCACUGUCGUCUCCUGUCUAGACAAGGGAGGGUUUGCAGGCGUUUUCUCUGAGGCUGCUGGGCAGCGUGGAGCGCAGGGUGGAGCCUUUGAAAUGACGUCCGUGACGGAAAGUGUGCGUGGGUCGUUCACACUCACACGCCCUGUCGUCAGCUGUGCGUUUAUGGUGUUGAUCCCUUCGAUGGGAAUUGUAUCAUUUUUGUAAAUGGAAUUGUUAGUAUGAAAAAUAAAGCACUUUACAUUUUUUGGUUCUCCCUUUGCGCAGUCCCAGAAGUUUUUUGGGUAGUGUUACAUGCUGUUUUUUCCUAAAGCUUGUGUUAGAUUUACCUGUCUGAAACAUGUAUUUUUAUGUGGCCAGGAAGUUCCAAAAUGGACAGUAACUUCAACCAAUACCAGUAACCGUAAAAGGCCAACUGGACAUGGGAUGUGGGACCAGCUGUGGGUCCGCACUGUCACUGGGCAUAUCUGAGCCAUUUUUGUUGGCUAAAAUUGUGCUCACUGUUCUGUUUUUCCACACUUCCUCUGCGUGCUUUCUGAACAUCCCUAGUGUUUAUGACUGAGCACUUAUUUACCAUUCAUUUUCCACAAACAAGCACUGACCCAAACAGCGGCAGAGCUGAGCACCUGGGUGCCUUGUCCUCAGAUGCCGUCCUGGUCACCCUGCCGGCCCAUGGCAUGUCUGGGAGCAGCAGCCCCUCCUGGGAGCCAGCCCAGUUUCGAGGCUUCCCGCUGGAAUGGGAAGAAGUUCGUGGAGGUGACCUUCCGAUGCUCGGGGCAGCACAGCUGCUCCCGGGUCUGAAGAAAAUGCCGCAGCGUCACCUGACCACUGAGGGACAGAAGGCCACUGCACCCCCUGCCUAAGGACAGCAGUGUGAGCCCCCCGAGGCUCUAAACAGCAGUGGCCGGGUUCUUCUGGCCUAAAGAUCUUCAUACGUCACCAAACUCAUCACACCCAGCAGACAAAGCAUGCGUCGCUCGUGAACUGAUGCAGCCUCCGACACGCACAGCUUUGGCGGAUAGUGAACUAGGCACAGCUCCCACCCAGCGACACCUAAAAGGUCACACUAAAGUCCUGUUUACCUCAGUCCUUGUACCCAGUUAAAUGUGUCAU